GAGUGAGACCUCUCGUCAUAGAGGAUCUCUGGCUGCCAAUAACUUCCUGCAGCUCGCUCUGCUCUCUGUCACUUCACUCUGAACAUGUUGAAGUUCAGGAGCUCCUCACUGAGAUCAGCUGCUGUCCUGGUCUCACCAGCUGCUGCUGCUGCUCAGCCUCGUGUGCGCCUCUCUACUGGCCCCCAGCAGAAACACACAACCUUCUAUGAGUUCCGCACCUACAGCAUCCGUCCAGACCAGAAUGCCGCCUUCCUCAAACUGACCAAUGAAAAGAUCCACCUGCGCACCGCCCACUCAGAGCUGAUUGGCUACUGGACCGUAGAGUAUGGCGGCCUGAACAAGGUCUUCCACAUAUGGAAGUAUGACAGCUACGCUCAGCGAGCAGCGGUUCGGGCAGCCCUGGCUCAGGACCCCUCCUGGAUCUCAGAGUACAUCUCCAAGGCGAUGCCGAUGCUGACAUCUCAGGACAACGAGGUCACUUACCUGGUUCCCUGGAGCCACCUGCAGAAGCCCCCACAGGAGGGUGGCGUGUACGAGCUGGUUUCCUUCCAGAUGCAUCCCGGCGGUCCGGCGGUUUGGGGCAACGCCUUCCAGGCUGCCGUCACCACCCAUGAUGCACCGGGGUACGGCAAGCUGGUGGGAGCUUUCAGCAGCGAGUUUGGCCUGCUUAACAGAGUUCACGCCCUCUGGUGGUUUGAGAGCGCUGACCAGCGAGCUGAAGUUCGACACAAAGCGCACACUGACGCCAGAGUGGUCGCUGCAGUCAGAAACAGCGUCAUCCAUCUGGACUCUCAGGAGAACAAACUCAUGUUCCCGUGUUCCUUCUCGCCGCUGAAGUAACUUCCUGUGUGAAACUAAUCCUUACCUGCUGCACCUGACUGACUAUAAGCACCGCCCCUUUCUCUGGAUGAACCAAUUACAGCUCAGCAUGGAUUUCCUGCCGCCGUCCUUCGUUAUUGAUUUCACAUCAUGAGAAACAUUAAUGCUCAGAUUUAGUCUCUGACUGACGGCAGCAGCGUCCAAUCCUGUGGUCUUGAUGUUGGACGUGGGCGGGGCCUGAUGUACUAAUGACUGAAUAAUAAAUGAGACAUGAAAAUUUUU
Micropterus salmoides (largemouth bass) is the source of this 1101-nucleotide messenger RNA. RefSeq names its product nipsnap homolog 3A (C. elegans) (gene nipsnap3a). Gene Ontology annotation, cellular component: mitochondrion. The record is from RefSeq and is a predicted model, not a curated record. The coding region runs from base 85 to 840 and encodes 251 amino acids. Lineage: Eukaryota; Metazoa; Chordata; Actinopteri; Centrarchiformes; Centrarchidae. The transcript has 6 exons.